Messenger RNA from Branchiostoma belcheri (Belcher's lancelet), 1399 nucleotides. RefSeq names its product potassium voltage-gated channel subfamily KQT member 1-like. Gene Ontology annotation, molecular function: voltage-gated potassium channel activity; protein binding. The record is from RefSeq and is a predicted model, not a curated record. Gene Ontology annotation, biological process: potassium ion transport. Gene Ontology annotation, cellular component: voltage-gated potassium channel complex; membrane. The transcript has 11 exons. Lineage: Eukaryota; Metazoa; Chordata; Leptocardii; Amphioxiformes; Branchiostomatidae. The coding region runs from base 1 to 1158 and encodes 385 amino acids.
AUGAGGAAGGGGUCAGAAAAGAUUACAGUAACAACUAUUGGGUAUGGAGACAAGACACCACACACGUGGAUUGGCAAGCUGAUCGCAUCAUGUUUCUCAGUGUUCGCCAUAUCGUUCUUCGCUCUUCCUGCCGGUAUCUUGGGAUCAGGCUUUGCUCUGAAAGUUCAGCAGAAACAGAGACAGAAACAUUUCAACAGACAGAUCCCGGCAGCAGCUACUCUGAUCCAGUGCCUGUGGCGUUGCUACUGUGCGGAGCCUGGUUUUGACUCGGAGGCCACCUGGAACAUCCACCUGCGCCAGUUUCAACAGAACCGAGCCAACCAGACCACCUCACGCAUCGGCCUCAACAAAAAACCUUCUCUACUCAAGAGGAUUACAUCCAGAACUAAGUUUGACUUCCAGCAAUCCAUCCUGAACAAUAUCCUGUCCAACUCUGUGUCAGAGACAGAACAGAAACCCAACAGUCCCGAACAGAAGCAGGACACGACAGAGACACCGCCAGCGUCCGGAGGUAACAUCGUCGACUACAGCAGCUCUCCAAGUUGUGAGCGACGGGGCCUCGGCAAUCUUGUUCGUAGACGAAACAGCGAAGUCAGCUCAGACACAAACUCAGUCUCCUUCCACUUCAUGCCGUCUGUGGACGACAAUCCUGACGAGUCGGGGGAAAAAAUUUUUGAUGGCUAUGCCUGCCUCUCUGAUAGCCAAUUUGAAGGUCUUGACUAUAUUGACCAGCAUCCCCAACCAAUCUCAGAGUUGUCAGAGCAGCACAAGGUUGCGAUACGAGUCAUCAGAAGGAUUCGAUACUUCGUAGCGAGGAGGAAAUUUCAGCAAGCUCGAAAACCGUACGAUGUUCGAGACGUCAUUGAGCAAUAUUCCCAGGGACACGUCAACAUGAUGGUACGCAUCAAGGAACUACAGAGAAGGUUGGAUCAGACGUUGGGCAAACCAGGAGCAUACCUAACAGGUCGAGAGCAGGGUCUGGACCGGUCCAAACUCACCAUAGUGGCCAGGUUAUCCAGGGUGGAAGAACAGGUGGCAACCAUGGACGAGAAGCUGGACUCCGCUCUGGACCUCUUGCACGUGAUCGCCAGGCGCGUACAGACACACAGGCCAUGUCUGCUCACCAACAACCCUGACUCCAUCGAAGAAGAAGUCUAACAAACCUUUCAUUUCCUUUCGUUUCCUUAGCUGGUGUGUUAUGCCAAAGGGCGGUUAUACCGGCUAUACUGAUACAGAUACAGAUUCCAUUCGGUUGUUCAAACCUAACUGAGGUAAAAGACAUGCUUCUGUGUUUGAGCUUAAAGAUUCCUCAGUUGAAGGAGUGGUAAGAACUCUCAAAGUUCUUAAAUAAACCUUCUGAGGACAUGCUCUUUCUUAUAAGACUUGCAGGUCUUGGGUA